GCGACAAGUUUGAAAUUGUCCCUCCUGCAAUUAUAGAUAAGUUAGAAUUCUUUGGCCCUCCUAAUGGAGAACGAUUUCUUAUUAAAGGACAUUUCGUAAAAUCUCUCAACGUAAUGUACAAGAUCGCAGAUCCAUAUACUUUAAAUAAAGUUGAUUCUGCGAUCAAUCUUUUAAAACAUGGUGACAAUGAAGUAAAAGUAUUUACAGUCCACCAAAACCAUAUAAUAAGAGUAUGGAACAGUCAUUUAUUUGUUCAAGAAUUAGUAGAAACUGAAUGGUUUGAAUAUUUACGAUCACAACUUAAUGACAACGGCCUGAUUACAACUUUUUUUUGUGGCGAAUCUGUUAAGGAAACGUUGGAAGCUACUUUAAAAGAGUAUAAAUCAGAUCAUGAUCCUGGUUCCGCGUCCAAAAAACGAACUUUUCCAGGUCAUUCGUUCACUUGGAAUUUGACCUUUGGUGAUUCGUUUAAAACAAGAAAACAUUUUACAUUAAAAGCCCAAAAAUAUGAUUAUGAAAAGAAAGAAGGAAUAAUAAAGAAUAUCGAAUCGAUCCUUGAAGAUGAUAAAUUAAAAUUUUCAAACAAUAAAUUAUUACCUUCUCCACAUUUUAACAAGAUUGCUAAAAUGCGCAAACAAAAUACUUGGUAUACAGAACAUGACAAAAGAGUGGCUACUAUAGAUGCACCUAAUUUUCAAGAUUUACUUGACUAUUACAUGAAUGACGUAUUGCUUUUGGAGUUAUACGGUGAUGAUCUUAUGUGCGCAUUAUUACAAGAGAGUGAUGAUGAAUUGGUCGAAACAUUUUUCAAAAAAUGUCUUAGAUUAAGUGAAUUUCAAAUAGAAGAUGGAAAUAUUUCAUCCUCUAUUAAAUUAGUAAAUAUUAUCCUUACUUCAUUUCCGCAAUUAUCUGAAAAAUCUUUUACUUUUGUUAUUAGUUUGUUAGCACAUUUAGCACUUAUUCCUUCUCAUAAUUUUAAAGAUUCUUUAGUAGUUAAUUCUAAUGCUUCCCAUCUUCAAUAUUGUGGAGAAUAUUUUUAUUUAAAAAAAACUUCAUUAAUAACCCCUGAUACUAUUGAAGGAGUUGGAGAAAGAAUUGAUGGUCUUGAAAAGAAAAUUAAUGGAAUUAAUGAUGAUAUUAAAAAGAUAAUGAGAUCUGAUGAAAUUGAAACUCAAUUUAAUGACUUUAGUGAAGAUAUGAAAAGCAUUAAAGAGAAAAUUACAAAGAUGAUGAAUUUAAUCGAAAAUUUGUCUUUAAGUCAUAAAGGUGAUGAUGAGG
Molecule: messenger RNA, 1278 nt
Organism: Racocetra fulgida
Lineage: Eukaryota; Fungi; Glomeromycota; Glomeromycetes; Diversisporales; Gigasporaceae
Source: the annotation of a GenBank genome assembly